Molecule: messenger RNA, 1323 nt
Organism: Closterium sp. Naga37s-1
Lineage: Eukaryota; Viridiplantae; Streptophyta; Zygnematophyceae; Desmidiales; Closteriaceae
Source: the annotation of a GenBank genome assembly
AUGGACGCGAUACGGAAGCAGCUCGACGCGCUGAUGGGGGCCAACAGGAACGGGGACGUGGAAGAGACGAACAAAAAUUACUACGACCGGGAUGUUUGUCGCGCGUUCCUGUGUGGCCUCUGUCCGCACGAUCUGUUCACGUUAACGAAAAUGGAUCUUGGACCCUGCUCCAGGGAGCAUUCGCUCCGCCUGCGAAAAGAGUAUGAGGAGGCGAAGGCGAAAGGAUUGGUGGACUACGAGCGAGAGCUGGAGGGAAUUCUGGAGAAGCUGAUCGUGGAGUGCGAUCGCAAGAUCCAACGGUCGUUCAAGCGCCUGGAGGACGAGGAGGGCGCUGCUGCGCUGAACGCCGUUAAAGUGUCUCAAGUCACUGAUUCACCGGAAUCGAUAGAGCUGACAAAGAAGAUCUAUCAGAAAAUGGCGGAGGUCGAUCAGCUGGAGAUGGAGAACAGGAUGGACGACAAGAUUCGGGCCACGGAGGAACUGGAGAAGCUGAAGCAGGAGCGAGCAGACAAGCAGGCCGCAUCCAUUCUGGACGCGUUCAACAAGGAUCGCCUCUCGGGCCCACCAGCACCUGGAGGACCGGCGGUGGCAGCACCGGUGCUGAACCAGCCCGACAGCAAGACGCAGGAGAUGAUCAAAGAGAAGCUCCGACGGGCGGAGCAAGCUGGAGAGGAGGGGCGUGUGGACGAGGCUCAAAAGCUCAUGGAGGAGGCUGAUGCGCUCAAGAAGCUCUCCAUGGCUCCAAAGCUAGACCCGAUAGCAAGCCUUGGCUUUCAAAUCGCGGAUCAGAAGCUGCGGGUGUGCGACAUCUGUGGGGCGUUCCUCAGUAUCUUUGACAGCGACAGGCGGCUGGCUGACCACUUUGGGGGGAAGCUGCAUCUGGGCUAUCUCUUUAUCCGCGACAAGAUCAACGACAUUCGGGAGAAGAGGAGGAAGAAGGAUGAGUUGCGGCCCCGAUCUGAGGAGCGCAAGGAACGGGUUGACGAUCGAGACAAGGACAAGGAGAGAGAGAGGGUCAAGGAUGGGGACAAGGAUCGGGAUCGGGACAGAGACAGGGAGAGAGACAGAGACAGGGACAGGGACAGGGAGAGGGAUAGAUACAGGGAGAGGGAGAGGGAUAGAGACAGGGAGAGGGAUAGGGACAGGGACCGCGAUCGGGACAGGGACAGGGGGAGGGAGAGGGAUCGAGAUGACGACUGGGCGCGGGGCAGGGACCGGGACCGGCGCGGAAGGGAGUACGACCGCGACCGGAGGCACAGGUCCCGCUCACGCUCGCGAUCCCGCUCUCGUGACCGCCCCUCCAGGCGCUCAGAUCGCUACUGA